AUGGCUGCUCCUUCAAGUCGAGAAGAGGCACCUAUUGAUAGGCGGUGCAGUCAACCCUCUGCCGAUAAUGACCUCACUCGGCCAUCCAGACCCAACUUGACCCACGCUCUUCUACAAGUCCAAGCCACCGACACUGCUUUCAGCUACAAGGCAACCGAAUCAGCCGCCCGCGCCGCCGCACACCACAACGACGAAGCACUAUUCACCCAACCGAUCUCGCCAGGAAAUCAUCGCUUCGAGAUCGAGGUCCGCAACAUGGACUUCCGCUCCUUGGUAGCCUGGCUGCGGCUCGUCGAGUAUUCUUUCAUAAGUCUGCUGCUCACCUUCCACAACAUCCCGCCACUCGAUGAGAGCCUGAGCCCGACCCUGUGGGAUCUAGUCCGUGAAGUGAACCACCGUCCAGAGACCUUGGAACGAAUACUUUUCUAUGCGAAGGAGCCUGGACGAUGGCGUCUUGAGCAUUAUGUUCGGCAUAUAAGGGACUUGCUCGAGCAGGUUACAAGUACUUCUCACGUUAAUCCGAGUGGAGCAGAGCUGCAUCGUCGGUAUGAGGCUUGGAGGGCGGCGGCAUUGUACGAUCUUGGUGCGAAGGAGGAAAUGCUAUGA
Messenger RNA from Fulvia fulva, 606 nucleotides. RefSeq lists its product as uncharacterized. The record is from RefSeq and is a predicted model, not a curated record. NCBI's taxonomy places the organism in Eukaryota, Fungi, Ascomycota, Dothideomycetes, Mycosphaerellales, Mycosphaerellaceae. The transcript has a single exon. The coding region runs from base 1 to 606 and encodes 201 amino acids.